UGUUGCGUCAUCACUACGCGCUCUGUGGCUUGCCCAGCGCUGCCUUGGAAGGUCCCGGCCAGGCUACCGUCGCCUCCCUCAAAGAAUUAUUUUGUUCUUGUCCACCUUUGUUCCAACGAGGAGCCUGCCAGGCUGUAAGUGCGUGCGUGCGUGCGGGCGGCGGGCUCCCUUCGGCGGCGCGCCGGCCUGUCAAGCUUCCUCCUCGGCCCGGCCUCGCCGCGUCUACUUCCGGGCGGCGCGCCGCUCCCGCUUCGGCCCUUUGUGUUCCCGCGGCGGAGGCUCGGGCCUCGCGGGCUUUGUGGAGGCGGCGGGUGCUCGGUGCGGGCUGCGUGGCGGGAAGGCGGGCACGCACCUCUGUGGCCCGGCUAGUUCAUUGAAAGCUGUCAGCCCCCUCAGGGUGGUGGUUCCUCCCAAUAUGAAUCUUUUCAACUUGGACCGUUUUCGCUUUGAGAAAAGGAGUAAGAUUGAGGAAGCUCCCGAAGCAGCCCCUCAGCCCUCCCAGGCCCGUCCUUCGUCACCAAUUUCUCUUAGUGCUGAAGAGGAGAAUGCUGAAGGGGAAGGUAGCAGGGCAAACACCCCAGACUCAGAUGUAACUGAGAAAACAGGAUCUGACUUUAUGGCCUUGGCGCCUGUGUGAAACCGCGUGGACUGGAUGGCUUUGAACUUGUGAUCCUUCUGCCUCUGCCUCCCAGUUGCUGGGAUUCCAGCCACAUGUCACCACACCUGACAUCUUUUCCUGGCUUUUUGAAAGCAGUGUCCCUCCCUGCCUUACCUUCUACAGUGAUUGCAGAAGAGGUUUCGUGCUUCCCCCAGCACUGAUCUUUUCUGCAAGCUAGAUGUGACAGAUGCUUGAAGAUAACAUCUAGAUCCAAAUAAAGGUUAAAGAAAUAUUCCUUCCACCUAACUUUUUAGAAAUCUCCAGAAUUCACUUGAAUAGUUUGUUACUUUUAGUGAAUAAAAAAAUUCAAACCAA
Mus caroli (Ryukyu mouse) is the source of this 973-nucleotide messenger RNA. The record is from RefSeq and is a predicted model, not a curated record. Lineage: Eukaryota; Metazoa; Chordata; Mammalia; Rodentia; Muridae.